This is a messenger RNA of Anopheles darlingi, 2823 nucleotides long. RefSeq lists its product as uncharacterized. The coding region runs from base 466 to 2574 and encodes 702 amino acids. Lineage: Eukaryota; Metazoa; Arthropoda; Insecta; Diptera; Culicidae. The transcript is spliced from 5 exons. The record is from RefSeq and is a predicted model, not a curated record.
GCCAUCACUCAGUCCACAGAUAUAAAGUAUUACGUACCAUGGUCCUCCAGUUGAUUUGCAUUUGAACAUUAGCGAAGAUUUGAUGGUGUGCCGUUGAAGCUGGACAAAGCUUGUGUUGCGUUUUGUUUUUGUGGGUUACAUCGUAUUGUAUUAUUUAGUGGAUUUAGAGAAUGGAUUUUAGUUUCUUGUGUUUAGAUAGCUGCGCUUGAUCGGAGUUUAACCAAUUGCUGCCGUGGUUCCCUGACAGUCAGCCAAUUGUAUUACUCCAUUUUCUGGCCAAUAAAAUCUUUGUAUCGAGCGUGUGUCAGAAGAGAGGGCCCCUUUUUGAUGCCGCUCCAAUUGGUGCUAAUACGUAGUGCUUCUACUUCUGCGUGAUUAUAUAUAGUAGGAAUUAAGCCGCAUGCAAAGCAUAAGAAGUCAACUUCAACGACAAUCGUCAAUCAACUGUUGCAUACCACGGCAACUAUGGCACUUCUCAAGCGGAUUAAGUUGCCAGUAACUGCUUUCAAAUGGCUAUUAUCAGCGAUGCUGGUACUGGUGCUGAGAGGCAGCAGUGACCCGGGCUUGCCGAGCAUCGUUGGAGUCCAGGCGCUCGAGUUAUCUUAUCCAGGGUUGAUCACGGUCUUUCACCUGGGCAAAGAGGUCGUAUCAGGGGUGGUAGAAGCGUGGGAUCUCUUGGAGGACGUGGGCAACGUGACGCUCCCGUUUCAGAAGAACCGAGACAAGAAGAUUCUACAGCGCAUCAAUGCCCUAGCCUCGCAAAUCAGCAUGAGCCAGGUGUCGAUGUCCGACGACUUCCGACGAUACGUUGAGGACGCUGUUAUGCGUUCUGCCGAUCGUAACAAAUUUAUCACGCGACUGGAGCGAUUGCACGAAGCCAUUGGCUGGAUAAAGCGGCGGGAGGAGACGAUGCAAGCCAUGCUCGCAGCAAAUGGAUCGAUUGAGCAGUUGACGCUGAACCAGUUUGCUCUGGCCACGGUCGAUCUAAGCAAGACGGACAGUAUCAUCGAACUUUUGCAUCGCAUCGAGACGCUCGUAACCGGCGAACACCUAGUUAUGCCGUCCAAUCAACGCGACAUCUUCUAUCAGAUGAACGAGGUGGCUAAAUCAACGAUCUGUACCUUCGGGUUAUCGGCCCAGCAAGUGCUAUACCUGCUGUACGAGGCAAUCGCAAUGACCGAACUGAAGGGCUACCUGAUGAUGCAGUUCGCUUACAUGGUUUUGCGAGCACAAGGCAAGGGCAAUUUUACGGUGGAAUCGAGUGCACGUCGAAACGAACUACAGACACGAUUGAACCGCACGCAUGAACUGCUGCAACGAGCCAUGGAGCAAACCAGCCGCGACUACUGGCGGUGCGAUCCUGAGCGGCAGGCACAUCGAGAGAACGAAACGUACCUCCAGUUUACGCGUCUGCUGCAGGGCUACAUCGAGAAUGAGGUAGACAUGAACACGGAGAAUACGUGCCGGGAAACGUGUGGCCACUAUCAGUACGGUCAUCGCCAGGAGCAGUGCUACAAAGAGCUGUAUUGCACUCGUCAGCCGAAGUGCGCCGGUCGCAUCUAUGACUGCGAGUACGUCGAUUCGGACAUGUGGAUAUGCCCUUCAGCGCCACAAAGCCAGCGGCGAUACGAGUAUAUUGAGUACGAGAACGGAAUGGUGCGUGGCCGAAAGGGGUACUGCCCACGUGGUACUACGAAGGUUGACUCAUGGUGGCGCUGGAUCUUCUGGCACUGCAGUUACUGUUUCUGCGUGUGCGACGACAAUGGACCACGCUCCGAUCGUUUCGUUAGCCUGCGUGAAGCAGUUUCCGAUAUUGCACAGAAUAAAGUGGUGACCGGACUGCGUUUCUUGAAACAAGAUCGGGUAAUACAUCUUGCGGUACAGCAGGGCACUCUGAUGCCACAGGGUGAAAUCGACAACCGGACACUUGAGUGGGUACCACCACGCUACUUCAGCGUUUUAUCCAAGGGCAUCCGAGAUGGGUUGGACUAUCACACGCUCACCUACGACAACCGCUCAAUGGAUCUCGAUGACGUGCAGGUAUAUCCGGGUUAUGUACUAACGGGGGUACGGUUCCGCCUGCUCGGUACCCACCUCAAUCUAAUGAUUCGCAUGACAGAGAUGAACUUCACCUCCGGUCAACUAAUGGAUCUCGAUAAGAGUAUCUGGAUUGGUAACGAUAACACAAUUGCCAGAACCGAACUGGUGCUAAAACAACCUGAUGUUCCUACAAAGGCCCUGAGCAAAUCAGUACCCGACUCGACCAACGGCCAAUACGUACGCUUCACCCCGACCGAUCGGGAAGCGGAUGCUGCCCAAACAACGGUGCCGUUCCUUGAUGCACAACCCGUCUACACGCACCGGCCGGUGCCAUUGUCCGGUGCUGGCAUCUUCCACAAAGGCCAAUCAAAGUCGGGUGGAUUUUUAGCUCCCAAACUGCUUACAUACGACUUCACCACGCAUAUCCAACGUCCCCUAGGUGCAAACAAUGAUCUGCCUGAGGUGUCAGCGGUAUCGCACAGUGUAGCUAUCUCGACAGGGCUAAGUGAGGACAGACUGCCAUCCGCCAAUUAAAGUAAUUCAAAAGCAAAUCCAAACAAUCUGUGUAUUGAGUGGCGCAAUUCGCAAAGGGCACUCAUUUGAAUAAACCAAGAUCCUAAGCUAGAAAUCAUUUAACAGUGUAAUCCGGUGAACUCAAAUUGCCGAUAAACACGCCAACUCUCGAAUAUUAUCCAACGGAAUAAAUCUACUACCAAUAAAGCAAGUCCGCUUCAAGUUCUUCUCCUAGAUUGAAUUUCACGGAACAAAAACAACAGACACGGA